Triticum urartu is the source of this 710-nucleotide messenger RNA. Its product is annotated as membrane magnesium transporter-like protein. Gene Ontology annotation, cellular component: plasma membrane; early endosome; EMC complex. NCBI's taxonomy places the organism in Eukaryota, Viridiplantae, Streptophyta, Magnoliopsida, Poales, Poaceae. The record is from RefSeq and is a predicted model, not a curated record.
CGUCCCCUGCCCCACCUGUCUGUCAGCUUGCAUCGUCAGCGUGAACAGCACAACAGAACACCGCACCGGAUCGAGCAGCCGGAUUCGAGAAUCGAGAUCGGGGAAGCAGCAGUCUCAGCGGAAGCGCAAAGGAAGGAGAGGGCGGCCGGAGAAGCAGCUCGCCUGGCCUUGCGUCGCCUCGCCAUGGGGAUCGGCUACGUCAUCGGCAUCCUCGGCGGCGCCCUCCUCGCCCACGCCGCCUACGCCACCAUCCAAUAUCGUGCGGUGCUGAAGAUCACGGAAGAGGAGUUCUCGCGGCCGCCAGUGGAUGUGAUGAUGCAGCUGCUCCUGGGGCUUGCCUUAUGCAUGUGGGCAGGUGUCUCUGUUCCAGCAAAGUUCCUUUCGGUGCUCCCCCAUUCCGAGGAGAAUAGGAUCGUAUCGCUCCCAGCAAACCUGGAUUUCAUGAUCUUCAACCACCGUGGAAGGGCGCUGCCUUCAGACGCAGACUUGAAGUUGAAGAUAUGAACAAAUUCUGUUCCUUUCUUGUCAUGUAACCUUUUGCCCAAGAGGAGGAUCCAUCCAGUUAUUCUUGUGUCACCCAUGUGUAAGAGGGGAAAGCUUUUUCUUGGCCAUAACUUGUUUAUGCUGUAACUGUAGAAUUUUGUGACACGGACACCUGUCCUAUAUAUUUUGAGGUGGUUAGCACGAGGACCUGAUCUAGUGCAAGUUUA